Messenger RNA from Aphidius gifuensis, 578 nucleotides. Its product is annotated as histidine-rich glycoprotein-like. Bases 110 to 448 code for a protein of 112 amino acids. The record is from RefSeq and is a predicted model, not a curated record. Lineage: Eukaryota; Metazoa; Arthropoda; Insecta; Hymenoptera; Braconidae. The transcript is spliced from 4 exons.
AAUGAGGGUGGGAGCUAGAGAAAUUGGCUUUAUAAACUCAUUGCUGAAAAUUUAACAACCAGAACUGUAUCAGCUUUUGCAUUAUCAAUUUGCAAUAAUUAAAAUCAACAUGUACUCUCACAUCAUCAUUCUUGUUACUAUUGGAGUUUUUGGUGCUUCAUUGGCAGCUCCAUCAUGGGGUGGACACCACAAACAUGUAGUUAUUCAUGUUCCUCAACAUAUACAUACUGUUCAUCAUCAUCAUACAGAAAAAGUGCCUUAUCCAGUGCAUCAUGUUGAAAAAGUACAUGUACCAGUUCAUCAUGUUGAAAAAGUUCAUGUGCCUGUUCCUUAUCCAGUACAUCAUGUUGAAAAAGUACAUGUACCAGUUCAUCAUAUUGAAAAAGUACAUGUUCCUGUACCAGUUUAUCACAAGGAAGAACAUGAAGAACAAAAAUGGUGGGCUUAGAUACAAAGUUCUCUUUGUAAUAUCAUAAAUUUAUAAGUGAUUUGUUUUUAUUUUUUCUUCUUUAAUGAAUGUAUUAUUAAAAAAAGAAAAACAAUGUUGAAUGUUAUGCUUCGACCAAAUAUACAAAUUU